Molecule: messenger RNA, 306 nt
Organism: Prorocentrum cordatum
Lineage: Eukaryota; Dinophyceae; Prorocentrales; Prorocentraceae
Source: the annotation of a GenBank genome assembly
AUGCCGCUGCCGUCGCGGGUAGACCAGCAUCGGCAGCCAGACCAGUACGACCAGCUCCAUCAUCCGAAGCAGCCAAGCCAGCCAGACCAGGGGUGGCCAGGGAAGGCUAGCCAGCUGGCUUCUGGUCUCCAGGAGCUGAUGGCAAAGACGGAGUUCCUCUGCGACGAGGGCGUUGGUGCCGGCGCCCACGAGCACGAUCUAGGAGGGCGGGAUGUUUGCAGCCAUUGGCCACAACACGCUUACAUCGACGUCGGGCGGUUCGAUGCUCAAGUUCAGACAGUCGUGCAGUCGACCCCUUUCGUGUAG